Molecule: messenger RNA, 3425 nt
Organism: Schizosaccharomyces cryophilus OY26
Lineage: Eukaryota; Fungi; Ascomycota; Schizosaccharomycetes; Schizosaccharomycetales; Schizosaccharomycetaceae
Product: AGC/PKC protein kinase Pck1
Exons: 2
Coding region: 65-2989 (974 amino acids)
Biological process (GO): protein phosphorylation; signal transduction
Molecular function (GO): ATP binding; protein serine/threonine kinase activity
Source: RefSeq, a predicted model, not a curated record
CGCCAUUGCAUAUCCCAGAUUCACUUAGGCAAAAACCCUUCCAAGGGAACAUUUUCGAUGAAAAAUGGUGUUUCUAAAAAAUGCUAUUCAUGAUGCAUACAAGAAGAUUGAGCGAGAGGAAUCGCUAAUCAUGGGAGCAAAAUCAAUGGUAGCAUCAACCAAAAAUCCGGAAGUAAAAAAACGGUUAGAAACAAACAUUGCUGUAUCGGAGAACAAUAUCACUUAUUUACAAGAGAGAAUCCAAUCCUUAAAGCUCGAUCAGAAUGGGAAAGAUGACGCCUCUACAGAAGAAACUGACUCUUUGCAAAAGUACCCUUCCAAGCAGCAGGAUGGCAAAAAACAACUUUUACAUGAAAGUAGAAGCGCUUUUGAAGUACUCAGCUCGGAGAAGCCUUUAACUCCACAAAAGAUUUCCACAAUGCUACAGCACUUGCAAAUGCGGUUAUCUGUAGAGCAACAAUGUGUUUCUGGAAUUGAAAAGAUCUUACAUUUAUAUUCCAAAGAAAAGAAAGAUACCCGCGAUGUUUCUGUCAAGUUGAGAGAGGGUAAACAAAAAAUCAAUCUGUUGAAGCGAUCUUUGAAGCGCUACAACGAACUUCAUAUUCCCUUGAAUCAACCUAUCGCUGGACAGGAUGAUCAUCCGUUUCAAAUUGCUUUCCGUGGUUUAGCAAAGCCAGUUUCUGGUAGACUCCAAGUUACCAUUCAUUCCGUACGCAAUUUAGAACAUACUUCUUUUUUGCAGCAUAACUUAUCUCCUACAUUCUCUUACGCUGUAUGCUAUGUUGAUGAUACCCACGUUGCUCGUUCACGAAGCUCCCCGGGCGACCAAUGGGACGAGACGUUUACUUUCGACGUUCAUCGUGCGAAAGAAAUACAGCUUACUAUUUAUGAUCAAAAAAAAGAGUCUGACGUUCCUAUUGGAUUCCUUUUAGUUCCUGCUUCUUUAAUCGCCGAGGAAUUGCGUCGGAAGAGAAACUUACAUGAAAUGUCUGAAGCCAAUUGGAAGCCAAGUUUGGCGGAUCAAAAUGCCUAUAAUAACACUUCAGCUCGUCCAACUACGGCUGCUUCUACGGCAUCUUUUCGAAAUUCUCUCUAUGAUCCUCUUGCUUCUUCACCGACGUCUGCCCCUUCAUCUUACACACUUUUAUCUCGUACAUGGCUUUCCCUUGAACCUGUAGGUCAAAUUUGCGUUUCUAUGUCAUUUUCGAAGAAAUUAACUAAACGGCAAUUUCUUGAGACUGGUUUGGGUCGUCAAGGUGCUAUUCGCCAAAAGAAAGAUGAAGUUGUCGCAGGUCAUUUAGGGCACCAGUUUAUUCAAAAACAAUUUUAUCAAAUCAUGCGUUGUGCUGUUUGUGGAGAACUUUUCUCUUAUUCUCCUGGUCUACAAUGUGAGAAUUGUAGUUUUGUAUGCCAUAAAAAGUGCUUACACAAGAUCCUUGCAGGUUGCAUAGCUUUAUCCAAUGCAGAAAAAGCUGAUUUUGGUCGUCUCAAAUACCAAAUUCCCCAUAGGUUCGAACCACUAUCAUCGUUAGGAGCUCAUUGGUGUGCUCACUGUGGUUUCUUUUUACCUUUGCGACGAAAAGAUUGCUUUAGGUGUGAAGAAUGCAAUUUAACAUGCCAUGGGCAAUGUGCCCAUUUAGUCCCAGAUUUUUGUGGGAUGUCGAAUGAUUUGAAAAACCAACUUUUGGCGGGGCUCGAUGUCAACAAUAAAUUAUCGAGGGAAAAACAGGGAGUUAGCAAGCAAGAUACAAGGUCAUCUAAUGAACAUUUACCUACGAUAUCCCAGGGCCUUAUGGCAGCUACCAAGCCUGUUACUACUAUAUUGAACGCCUCUCCUGUUACUACACCUGAUGAACCUUUUAAAGAAACAAAAGGAAUGAGCGCACCCUCCCCUUGUCAUCUAACUCCUACACCUCCGUCUAGCACUUCAACUACAGCGGAAAGUACAGGAAAACUUUCGCCCAGUCCUCGCAGAGAGAAGAAAAAGCGCAUUACUUUAGACGAUUUUACUUUUAUUGCUGUACUCGGUAAAGGUAAUUUUGGUAAAGUUAUGCUUGCUGAGUAUAAACCAACUAAGAAACACUAUGCCAUAAAAGUAUUGAAAAAAGAGUUUAUUUUGAAAAACGAAGAACUAGAAAGUUUACGUACUGAAAAACAUGUUUUUGACGUCGCAAACAGAGAAAAGCAUCCUUUUCUAUUGAACAUGUUUGCUAGUUUUCAAACUAGUACUCGUGUUUAUUUCGUAAUGGAGUACAUUCAGGGUGGUGAUCUGAUGGUUCACGUUCAGAGACAGCAAUUUAGUGUGAAAAGGGCGAGGUUCUACGGUGCUGAGGUUUGCUUAGCUUUGAAAUACUUCCACGAAAACGGUAUUGCAUAUCGUGACUUAAAGCUAGAUAAUAUCCUUCUAUGCUCCAACGGACAUAUUAAGAUUGCUGAUUAUGGUCUAUGUAAAGAAAACAUGUCUCCUGGUAACACUACUUCAACCUUUUGUGGCACUCCGGAGUUUAUGGCUCCUGAAAUCCUCUUGGAACAGCAAUAUACAAAAAAUGUAGAUUGGUGGGCGUUCGGUGUUCUUAUGUAUCAAAUGCUGUUAGGUCAGUCUCCCUUUAAAGGAGAAGAUGAAGAAGAAAUUUUUGAUGCUAUUUUAACGGAUGAGCCAUUGUUUCCUAUCAAUAUGCCGGCAGAUGCUGUUUCGCUAUUACGAGGGCUUUUAACUCGCGAUCCUGAAAAGAGAUUAGGAAGUGGCCCAACUGAUGCCCUUGAGGUUAUGAAUCACCCAUUUUUUGCCACUAUUAUCUGGUCUGAUCUUUAUUACUUAAAGUAUGAUCCUGUUUAUAAACCAGUAGCAAGUGAUAUCCAUGAUUUGAAUAACUUUGAUGAAGAAUUUACCAGUGCUGCACCAAAUCUAACACCGGUGAACACUGUGUUGACGAGACAACAGCAGGAAUGUUUCCGUGGAUUCUCUAGCAUGGCAGAUGUAGAUGCUUAGGAUCGAUUCUUUUUCUUUUUGUUAUUUUUGUUUAUGUUAUACGCAUGGAGUUUUGUGAAGGUUGAUAUAGAUAUUACAUUAUUGCUUUUCUGUCCAUCUCUCCCUCUCCUUGUCUCCCUGUCUCUCUCUCUAUCUCUCUUUCUCUUUUUUCUUCAUUAUUCCAUGAGUUAAUAGACCUAUUUAGCUAAGUUAUUGUUGCCUUAUUUUUAUAUUAGACGGAAUGAUGAAAAUUUAUGAUACCUAUGAAUUAUGAAGUCUUUCUAUACGAAAAAAAGUACUUAACCUUUCUUCUUGAAUAUUUAGAAAAUGCUUUCUGAAAACGGAAUUUCAAAUUUUUUAAUUCAGCAUAAGAUUGUUCAGUCCUCCUUUUUUUUAAAAACAUUUUUCUUGUUUUUUUUUCUUUUUUUUUGCUAUAAGAAAGUUCAAUCAAAUCGAG